This is a messenger RNA of Anopheles maculipalpis, 336 nucleotides long. RefSeq lists its product as uncharacterized. Bases 1 to 336 code for a protein of 111 amino acids. Lineage: Eukaryota; Metazoa; Arthropoda; Insecta; Diptera; Culicidae. The transcript is spliced from 2 exons. The record is from RefSeq and is a predicted model, not a curated record.
AUGAAGGCAGCAGUAGUAUUACUUUGCUUAGCAGUGAUUGUGAAUACAGCCAUAUGCCAGGUGACACCUCGAUGGCCAAUUCCCGGUUAUUUAAGACGACCACUGCCACCAUGCACUCUCGAAACACCAAUCGGACAGCUAGAGUAUUGUGUGGACGUCGACGGUAUAGGUUUCGAGAUUUUGUUAAGACUUAAUAACGAAAAUUUCCCUGGUGCAGAGGAUCUGCCUCCAUGCACUUAUGAAACACUAAUUGUAGACCUGGAUAAAUGCUUCGACGUCAACGGUAUAGGUUGGGAAAUGUUAGACAAGGCUGGUAUUAUUCCACAAGAACCGUAA